Plasmopara halstedii is the source of this 1110-nucleotide messenger RNA. Its product is annotated as purple acid phosphatase 29 isoform 1. Gene Ontology annotation, molecular function: hydrolase activity, acting on ester bonds. Lineage: Eukaryota; Oomycota; Peronosporomycetes; Peronosporales; Peronosporaceae. Gene Ontology annotation, cellular component: cytoplasm. The record is from RefSeq and is a predicted model, not a curated record. Bases 1 to 1110 code for a protein of 369 amino acids. The transcript has a single exon.
AUGAGUCUCAUAUAUACCGCAGCAAAAACUUUGCUCACGCUCAGUGCUGUAGCAGUCGCAGCGCAGAAGGCACCAAUACUCGCUCGCCAUGGUUCUGAUAGCACAUCAUUAGUGUUUAAAAUACUGCAAUUGGCUGACCUCCACAUCACAGGCUUUCCGACCGUCGGCUGUGGAAAAAAAAGUUUACCAACGGGCAUGACCAGCCAGGACUGCUCCGAGGCGCUAACGUAUAAAUUUAUGGAGCAAUUGCUGGAUCUGGAAAAACCUGACUUUAUCGCGUUCACAGGUGACAACGUACAAGCACUAGAUCCCACCUCUCACAAAAAAGCUAUUGACGCCGUGACAAAAGCGGCCGAGACCCGCAAGAUUCCGUAUGGAAUGGUUUUUGGUAAUCACGACCAAGAGGGAGAUUUUCCACGAGAUAAGAUUCUUGAAAUGGUUUCUAAACUAAGUUACUCUUACACGGCGGGCGGGCCAGAGAUUGUAGACGGCAUUGGUAACUACAUGCUCAAUGUGUCGGCACCUAUAGCGGGUGCUUGGGGAAGUCAAAAUGACACGGUCUUUCGCAUGUACUUUCUCGACUCUGGUGCAGCAGCACUUACGGAUAAAUACCCGUACGUCUACUCCGAGUACGAUUGGAUCAAGCAAAGUCAAAUUGACUACUAUCGACACUUAUCAGAGACUGGGCGCUCGGAGCGACACCGCAGUAUCGAAUCUGUGCUUCCGGCUGUGAUGUUCUUUCACAUUCCACUGGUCGAGUUUGCAUACUCGAAGGACAGUUGCAAUGGUGAACAGCAUGAGCGGGUGCACGACCAAGGGAUGAAUUUGCGCUUACUGUCUACAUUAUCCCAAAUGAAUGAAGUCAAGGCUGCGUUUGUGGGACACGACCAUGUCAAUGAAUACUGCUGUCUAGUCAGUGGCGUCCAGCUUUGCUAUGGUGGAGGUACUGGCUUUGGACGGUCAUAUAGUGCACCUGGCUUUUCACGCCGGGCUCGUUUGAUUGAAUGGACGGUGGAUAGCAACGAGCGCCACGUAAUUCGUAGCUGGAAGCGACAUUACGAUGACAUCAGCGUCUUACAUAGUAAGGAAAUUUUAUAUUCGGAGCUGUAA